This is a messenger RNA of Erpetoichthys calabaricus (reedfish), 2964 nucleotides long. RefSeq names its product rhomboid, veinlet-like 3 (Drosophila) (gene rhbdl3). The coding region runs from base 1135 to 2055 and encodes 306 amino acids. Lineage: Eukaryota; Metazoa; Chordata; Cladistia; Polypteriformes; Polypteridae. The record is from RefSeq and is a predicted model, not a curated record. The transcript is spliced from 8 exons. Gene Ontology annotation, cellular component: membrane. Gene Ontology annotation, molecular function: calcium ion binding; serine-type endopeptidase activity.
GCAAAGACACCAUGGUCACUUACUGUUAAAUACGACCAGAGUGCUCAUUGGAGAGUAAGGCUGUCCUGCCACAAAUGAGUGACAUUGUGUUGAAUGACAUGGCAUUGCCACGUUGCCUUUACCUUGAGUUUUAAGGCUGGUGGUAAAUCGAUCCCCUAUUUGUCUGGUAAACAGCGGCACAGCAGGGUCCCUGUAAGCUCUUUUUCCGCUAGCACCUCUUAAUGUGCCGGUCUGGCUCCUUACAGAUGUCAUCAGAACAGAAAGGCUGAGUGGUUCAGGUGGGCAUGAGAGGCAGCACACCAGCUUCUGCCCAGCUUUCUGCCAGUUAUUUUUCUUAUACCCCAGGAGUCUUUCACCCUGACAGGGUGGCUAAUUUUUGCCAAAAGGUGAGACUGACUAGACGACCUGUGGUGCUAACAGAUUGUGACCUCUUUAUCUGCCCUCCAUUCCUCAGCCUGCUGAGCUCCAUUACUCUUUCUCUAAUCAGAUGCCCAUUCAUCUGCUGCUGACCUCCAUGCUCAAGGAUUGUGAGGGUCAGGGCCGAAUUCUCUUUUGUUUUAAGUUAAAUCUUGUUUGUGUUCAUGGAGCCGUUAGUAUAUUGCAUUGUGCUGGGAAAAUUUGCAUAAUGCAAACAAGUGGGGGGCACGGCACAGAUGCCCGGUCUCUACUUAAUACCAGUGAGAGAGAGCGUAAACUACUAAAACACCCCCGCCAACCUUGGGAAGAUUAAGUAAUUAGAGGGCGGGGCCCAAAUCGCCGUUAGUGCCCCUUUGUCCCAUACACUUAGCCUGUUGACUGGAACAUGUUCAUCGAUGUAUGAAAGGGGCGGGUAGAACGAGGGAGGGACGCCAAUGCUAGAAAUCCAACAGUAGGGUGAGACUCGCUUGGAGUCGCUGAGGGCAGAGCUCCGACUGAACGAACCAAGUGCCAGGGAGGCAGAUGGGCAUGCAGCAGGCACUAUGAUCAGACUUGGAGUUUGACCCUGACAACUCUGGCUAUAUCAGUACGGAGAAGUUCCGCUCCCUCCUGAGAACCCAUGCGUCCGAGCUGGACCCGCACAAGCUUGAGGUGCUGCUGGCGUUGGCCGACAACAAUGCCGAUGGGAAGAUCUGCUACCAGGACUUUGUCAAUCUGAUGAGUAACAAGCGGUCAAACAGCUUCCGCCGAGCAAUUCUUCAGGGAAGUCGGAAACUGAAAGGUACCCCUCUGCUAGAGGAGCCCGGCCUUAAUGCUUCCCAGAGGCUCAUUCGUCAUGUGGCGUACGAGACUCUGCCCAGAGAGAUCGACCGCAAGUGGUACUACGACAGCUACACCUGUUGGCCACCGCCGUGCUUCAUGAUCACCGUGACAAUUGUGGAGGUGGCAGUGUUUGUCUAUUAUGGCCUCGUCCUAGACAGAUGGGUGCUACAGGUGUCCCAUCCCCACUUCCUGAAGGGUCCACUAAUCUACCAUCCCAAGUUACGGAUCCAGGCUUGGCGGUACGUCAGUUACAUCUUCAUGCACACAGGAAUAGAACAUCUCAGCCUUAAUGUGGCCCUCCAGCUUCUAGUUGGUGUUCCACUGGAGAUGGUGCACGGAGCCAUGCGGAUUGGCCUGCUUUAUAUAUUUGGGGUGCUUGCAGGUUCUCUGGCUGUGUCUGUAGCUGACAUGACAGCACCUGCCGUUGGCUCUUCAGGAGGUGUAUAUGCUCUUGUGUCUGCUCAUUUGGCAAAUGUUGUCAUGAACUGGUCGGGGAUGAAGUGCCAAUUCAAGCUUCUGAGGAUGGCGGUGGCACUAGUUUGCAUGAGUGCCGAGUUUGGAAGAGCAGUCUGGCUGCGCUUCUACCCCUCAGUCUUCCUCCUUUGCCCCAACCCCAGCUUUGUGGCUCACCUGGGCGGGGUGGGAGUGGGCAUCACACUGGGAGUGGUGGUUCUAAGGAACUUCGAACAGAGACUACAGGAACAGUCUGUAUGGUGGAUCUUCGUCUUUGUCUAUGUUGUGUUCAUAUUGCUGUCUAUUUUCUGGAAUAUCUUUGCCUAUGACCUACUUGACAUAAAACUACCACCAGCUCCUUAAAAAAGAAACUUGGAAAUCCUGAAUGUCAAGUGGAGGAUCCUCCUUGGAACUGAAAAGUGGGGAGCAGUGGACUUCUGUUUCACAUUUAUUUCCCUUUUUAUUUAAAAGGAUGGGGUGAACAGAGUUUAGAAAUUAAAAAAAAAAAUUCAGGUGCUACCCAUUGCUCAUUGUGUAUCACAGAUAAACCUGCAAGUGUUACUGCUAUGUCACAAGUGAUUGGCGUAAUAAUGAAAAAGCACAUCAGUCUUCUCAAAUGUAUUACUGGCAUAUACAAAGUUGGGUGCGACAGAGUGGAAUCUUGAUGCCACGUAGCCAUUAAGCACUUAGGAUCUUCCUCUCCUGAGAUUUAUGAACAGAAGGCGGUCCACUGACCUCAGUGCUGCUGCACCUUUCCAGACUUGGAUUGCCCAAGUGUGGUCUGAGGACCAUUUGCAUGAACGUUUACUGUGCGUGAGGAAGGAAACCUUUGAUGUGGCUCCACCUGGUGGUGCACGGAGGGAUUACAGAACUCAAAUACCUCUUGCGGUCGGCUGCUCGCAACUGCAAAACUAUUUAAGGUGCCUGGUGGUGAACCCGAGAGUGGUAAUGGCCACGCCGAACACCUCCCGUGUGCUUCAUUCAUGUUUGGGAUUCAAUAAAAGGACCAAUUAUGCUUAUUUGUGCAGUGAAAAUAUGAAGUGUCAACAGUGUUUUCUUUUGGCCUAUAGUUUGCCAACCACAGGCUGCACAUGUUGGAUUUUAUUUAUUAUUUCCUGUCACUAUGUUGCUUGUAUAUGAAGCCUUGCUCUUAUUUGUACAGUUAAGGAAGCUAGAACUGAAGGGCUACAGCAGAGUAUCCAUAAGUAUUCUGUAUAUUUUGUAUAUCUGUAAAUAUUGGAAGCCAUUACAUUAAAAUCUUUUUAAAUAAAA